UUUAUACUGACUGAAAGGUUAUACCGCUUCCUGCACAGGAUUCCCAGCAGAAACGGUGGAUUAAGCCUUUAUAAGCAUGGCUCAGGAGGAAAGUAAGCGGCUUGUAGUAGUGGUUCCCAACGAGACAUCCUUCCUUUCCCGACGUGUGUUUACAAGUGAAGAUGAAGCCUGGAGAGCCUACUUGGAGAACCCUCUCACAGCAGCCACCAAGGCCAUGAUGAGCAUCAAUGGAGACGAGGACAGCGUAGCAGCUCUUGGACUCCUGUAUGAAUACUACAAGGUUCCAAAAGAGAAAAGGCUCCUGUCUGUAGCUAAAUUUCCAGAGGAAGAAAAAAGAUUAUGCCAUGGGAGUGUGGAAUCCAUAAAUGAGCGCAUUCAGGGCACCAGGUCUCCCCCAGUCAACCUCUCAGUCAACACAGACUCUCGCAGUACAGAAGUGAAGCGAGACUCCUAUAGCACAGUACCAGCAGAGGUGGGAGUCGUGGCCACCAUAAAGUCAGAGGUGUAUUCUAACCAACAGCAAGAAAGGCAGUCAUACCAUCACAUGUCUUACCACCCAUCGACUCAGGAGGCACAUAGCAGUUAUGGCAAGGAUGAGCAAAGGAGCAUGCCUGAUAGCACCUUUGAAGACUCUUACUCUGGUGAAAAUGUGAAGUUUAGAGUGCCCACCACUUUAGAGACACAAGACACUCACUUUGAGCAUCCUGGAAUGAACACACUCCAAUACAGUAUAGAAGCCAGUCGCUCAGUUCGGCAGAAGCCUGGUGAGGGUCCAAUGAUCUAUCUAAACAGAGGUCAGUUCUAUGGCAUCACGCUGUCUGAGGCGGGGAUCAGUAAAAGCUUGCCUCAUCCUAUCAGCAAAGUGAGGAGUGUGGUGAUGGUGGUGUUUGGAGAAGACAAAUGUCGUGAUGAGCAGCUAAAGCACUGGAACUACUGGCACAACCGUCAGCACACUGCCAAACAGAGGGUCUUGGACAUUGCUGAUUACAAAGAGAGCUUCAACACUAUUGGGAACCUUGAGGAAAUCGCCUACAAUGCUAUCUCUUUCACCUGGGACAUUAAUGAGGAGGCUAAGGUGUUUAUCACGGUGAAUUGUUUGAGCACAGAUUUCUCCUCUCAGAAAGGAGUAAAAGGGCUUCCACUUAUGAUUCAGAUUGACACAUACAGCUAUAACAACAGGAGCAACAAACCAAUUCACAGAGCUUACUGCCAAAUCAAGGUCUUCUGUGACAAGGGAGCUGAGAGGAAAAUUCGCGAUGAGGAGAAAAAGCAGAUACGGAAAAAGUCAAAGGGUCAUGUGGCUGGAGGACAAGGUCACAAUGAUCUGGCAGGUAAAAGAGGUCUUGGAGUGUUAAUGCAGAAGAGAUCAGACAUCACGUUCUUCAAAUCCAUAACAGACCUGGAUUCUCAGCCGGUGCUGUUCAUCCCUGAUGUUCAUUUCAGUAACAUGCAGAGAGCUGCACAGAUGUUUGGGUACAGUACUGAAGAAAUGGAGAGUGAUUGCGUGAUGAUGAAAAGGGUUUUCAGACAGCCAGAAGAUGAUCCGUGUCUUCCACCAGCCAAACAGAGCAAAAGUGAUGUACCAAGGAGAGUUCUGCUAUAUGUAAGGAAAGAGUCUGAUGAGGUUUUUGAUGCAUUAAUGCUUAAGUCUCCAACAGUGAAAAGUUUAAUUGAAGCUAUAUCACACAAGUACUCCAUUCCUUUUGAGAAGAUGAGUAAAAUCUACAAGAAGAAUAAAAAAGGGAUUCUAGUAAACAUGGAUGACAAUAUCAUCGAGCACUACUCCAAUGAGGAUGCAUUUGUACUAAACAUUGAGUCUCAGGCAGAAUGCUUUCAGGUUACGCUCACAGAAAUCUAACAGCUGCAUUAUUAAGACAUGUAAUUGGACUUACAAAAGCUUUUUAUCAACCAGUUAGAAAACAACAACAAAGAUGGAUAAAGCAGAGUACUUAAGCAGAUAAUAAUGUAGAGUCUUUAUAAAUGUGUGGCAGACUGUGACAAAAUCCCUGUGUAUGUUCUUCUAUUUUUUUCCCUGUGUUUAAGUUCACACGAAAGCAUAUAAUUCUCCUUGCAAUUUAUAUGUAGAAUAACAGGUUCUUCAAGUAGCUUUUAAUAUUCUGCUUUUUAAUCCACUCUUAUAAAAUGACCCAAAUGGGAAAAACAAGCCACAGUUGGUUUGGAUAGGGACUUGGAUGUUAUACCUGUUAACUACUGUGUCCUGUUGUCUCUUCUUUGCUAUACAGUAUGUUAAGAUACCCUGUAUGUUUGAUUAAUGCCUGUGCAACAUGUAAAUAUUAAUGUUUUCAGUAUGUGUGAUUUUUUUUAUGUGUUUGUAUUACUUUAAUUUUAAUUCACAUAAUAAACUGUAUAUUUUUUC
This is a messenger RNA of Clarias gariepinus (North African catfish), 2377 nucleotides long. RefSeq names its product grainyhead-like transcription factor 2a (gene grhl2a). The coding region runs from base 77 to 1858 and encodes 593 amino acids. Gene Ontology annotation, molecular function: DNA-binding transcription activator activity, RNA polymerase II-specific; RNA polymerase II cis-regulatory region sequence-specific DNA binding. Gene Ontology annotation, cellular component: nucleus. NCBI's taxonomy places the organism in Eukaryota, Metazoa, Chordata, Actinopteri, Siluriformes, Clariidae. The record is from RefSeq and is a predicted model, not a curated record. Gene Ontology annotation, biological process: neural tube development; brain development; regulation of transcription by RNA polymerase II. The transcript is spliced from 16 exons.